ACGCCGGCUCCCAAUCUGUCGACGUGUUCAACCGGCCGGCGAAGGCGUUCGUCAUUUUCCGCCUCGUGGCCGCACCCGAUUCGUCCGAGAAUAACGCGAACGUUCACUCCAAUUUGAUUGUUGUGAUCGAGUCAUUCAUCCGCCGUUCUUCGUCGCAAAAAGGCAUACGCACGAGGAUGUUCAAGAAACUUAUUUUGUUCGCCGGCCUGGUGGCAUUGGCCGUCAGCGACGAUGCCAAAAAAGGGCCGAAAGUCACGGACAAAGUCUACUUCGACAUCACCAUCGGCGAUGAAGCGGUCGGUAGGGUCGUGAUUGGUUUGUUCGGCAAAACCGUGCCGAAAACCGUGGAGAAUUUCAAGGAACUGGCCAAAAGACCGGCUGGCGAAGGUUACAAGGGUAGUAAAUUCCAUAGGGUGAUCAGCGGAUUCAUGAUCCAAGGUGGCGAUUUCACUAAAGGUGACGGUACCGGAGGUCGUAGCAUUUAUGGAGAACGUUUCGCCGACGAAAAUUUCAAGCUGAAGCAUUAUGGCGCUGGCUGGCUGUCCAUGGCUAAUGCAGGCAAAGACACGAAUGGAUCUCAAUUCUUUAUCACAACCAAAAUAACCUCAUGGUUAGAUGGCAGACAUGUAGUGUUCGGUAAAGUUCUAAGCGGUAUGAACGUCGUAAGAAAGAUUGAAGCGACGCAAACUGACGGCAGAGACAGGCCAAUCAAGGAUGUGGUUAUUGCCGACAGUGGAGUUGAAGAUGUACCAGAGCCGUUCUCUGUAUCCAAGGAUGAUGCUACAGAUUAAAGAUUGUGAUUUUAAUUAAUAAGUUUUUUACUGUACUAUAUUAAAAUCGAUUUUGUAAUA
Aethina tumida (small hive beetle) is the source of this 851-nucleotide messenger RNA. RefSeq names its product peptidyl-prolyl cis-trans isomerase B. Bases 177 to 791 code for a protein of 204 amino acids. The transcript has 3 exons. Lineage: Eukaryota; Metazoa; Arthropoda; Insecta; Coleoptera; Nitidulidae. Gene Ontology annotation, biological process: protein folding; protein peptidyl-prolyl isomerization. The record is from RefSeq and is a predicted model, not a curated record. Gene Ontology annotation, cellular component: intracellular membrane-bounded organelle. Gene Ontology annotation, molecular function: peptidyl-prolyl cis-trans isomerase activity.